This is a messenger RNA of Schistosoma intercalatum, 247 nucleotides long. Lineage: Eukaryota; Metazoa; Platyhelminthes; Trematoda; Strigeidida; Schistosomatidae. The record is from the annotation of a GenBank genome assembly.
AUGUACCCACCAUAUAUGAAGAGAAAAAUAUACGGUAGAAAUCAGUCAAGACUAUGUACUUUUUUUACACUGACUUAUGAACAUCGGGACAAGUUUAUUCGUCAUGAAUUCGAAACAAAAAUGGAUUACGACGUAACAGAAGUUAUUACGUGUUGCGUAGCUUCGAAUCCUUUCCAAUCUGUCAGAAAAUGUCGGCGUUGGCAUAGUAAUGAUGUAACUUUCCAUUAACGUACCAGGCAUCUUUUAC